Molecule: messenger RNA, 2528 nt
Organism: Pantherophis guttatus
Lineage: Eukaryota; Metazoa; Chordata; Lepidosauria; Squamata; Colubridae
Gene: KCNJ10
Product: potassium inwardly rectifying channel subfamily J member 10
Biological process (GO): potassium ion import across plasma membrane; regulation of monoatomic ion transmembrane transport
Cellular component (GO): plasma membrane
Molecular function (GO): inward rectifier potassium channel activity
Source: RefSeq, a predicted model, not a curated record
GGCGAGUGGCUUUUGAAGCCUUUGGGUCUCUCUGCCUGUUCUGCUGCUCCCUUCCUCCUGUUGCCUUGCCUGGCCACUGCCCCGCCUCUGCCCGCCUUGCCUUGUGACCCUUAGCAUGGAUGGAGAGCUGUGAUUUCCAGCUCAUUAACUUUCUACUAAAACUUUAACCCCCUGGCUUCUCCAGUGGGGGCCCCCUCCUCCCCUCCCCUCUAGUCCCUGGCCAAGUCCUCUCUCCUUUCUUUCUCUUUCUGUCCCUUUUUUCCUUUCUUUUGCACUCUCCCCUUCCCCCCCUCCUCCUCCUCUUCCUGCUUCUCCAUUCUCCACAAUUCCUGGCAAGGCUCUCGUCUGAUAGGCCGGCUAAGGACGUCAGUCGCUUCCCUCGUCUGCCCCCUCCUUUAAAAAAAAAUAAUCCUUUCAUUCACUUGAAGUUGGACAAACUUUUGUCAGCCGCCGAAAGGGGGAAAAGAAGGAGGCAUAAAAUCCAUGGGGGAGGCUCAGCCGUGCAGAGCCGGGGCAACGCUGAUUUGAUGGUGGACGCGCCUCACCGCUCGUCCUCACGGUCUGCACAGUCUUGCAGCCUCUGCCUCUCCAGCCCUGUGGGAGAAGGAUCCGCCUGUGGGCAGGUUGGAGAACAGGGGAGCGGACGCCUUCCUGACCAGGCGGGCACUGAGCGAAGGUCCUCUCCAGGUGACGGUCCCCCAGUUUGCAAUCCAAGCCUUCGCCAAGCUCAAGAUGACCUCGGCCACCAAGGUGUACUACAGCCAGACCACCCAAACCGACAGCCACCCCCUGAUUGGUCCGGUGCUACGGAAGAGGCGGGUCAUGACCAAAGACGGGCGAAGUAAUGUGCGCAUGGAGCACAUCGCAGACAAGCGCUUCCUGUACCUGAAGGACCUCUGGACGACCUUCAUCGACAUGCAGUGGCGUUACAAGCUGGUCCUCUUCUCGGCCUCCUUUGCCGGCACCUGGUUCCUCUUCGGGGUUGUCUGGUACCUGGUGGCCUUGCUGCACGGGGACCUGCUGGAGUUCAACCCUCCAGCCAACCACACGCCGUGCGUCAUGCAGGUCCACACGCUGACGGGGGCCUUCCUCUUCUCCCUGGAGUCCCAGACCACCAUCGGCUAUGGCUUCCGCUACAUCAGCGAGGAAUGCCCGCUGGCCAUCGUCCUGCUCAUCAGCCAGCUGGUCCUCACCACCAUCAUGGAAAUCUUCAUCACUGGCACCUUCCUGGCCAAGAUCGCUCGGCCCAAAAAGAGGGCGGAGACCAUCAAGUUCAGCCAGAACGCCGUGGUGGCUCAGCACGACGGCAGGACCUGCCUGAUGAUCCGGGUGGCCAACAUGCGGAAGAGCCUCCUGAUCGGCUGCCAAAUCACAGGGAAGCUCCUUCAGACCUACCUGACCAAGGAAGGGGAGCACGUCCGGCUGAACCAGGUCAAUGUGGACUUCCAAGUGGAUACGUCUUCCGACAGCCCCUUCCUCAUCUUGCCCCUCACCUUCUACCACGUGGUGAAUGAACGCAGCCCCUUCCGGGACCUGACCCUGCGCACAGGAGAAGGCGACUUCGAGCUGGUGGUCAUCCUCAGUGGCACCGUCGAGUCCACCAGCGCCACCUGCCAGGUCCGUACCUCUUACCUCCCCGAGGAGAUCCUGUGGGGCUACGAGUUUACUCCGGUCAUCUCUCUCUCAGCCAGCGGGAAAUAUGUGGCCGACUUCAGCAUGUUUGAGCAAGUGAUCAAGGUGGCCCCCCCGUGCUGCCUCCACGAAACCGCGCGAUUCGGUGACCCUGAGAAACUGAAGCUGGAGGAAUCCUUCCGGGAGAAAGCCGAGCGGGAAAGCACUCCGCUGAGUGUGCGGAUCAGCAAUGUUUGAGUCUCCCUGGGGGGAACUGGUCUCUCGUAGCUUCUAGGCAUCCAUCGCAGCCUCCCUCCCUCCCCGGCCGGGGUGCCCCCUACUGUCCUGACAGCCUCUUCAGCUGCAGAGGGGGCAGAGGCUCCCCCAAAGAGAAGGCAGCCUUGCUUUUAUUCCCCACAGAAGAGCCCCCAACAAAAGGGACUCUUCCUCCCCCCCCCCGUGCGCUUCUAUUUUACCCCUUUUUGAAGAACAGGUGGAGUGGCGGAGGCCGGGCUCACAAGGGCAGCUGAAUGCACCACCAGGGAACAGGCCUGAGAGUGGCCGUGGCUGAGGUCCCUUGAGUAAGGCUUCUGUGGCCACGUUGGGUCAUGGGAUCCUGGCUCUGAACCUCCAAAAGCUUGGGAUCCCCAAGCCGCAGAUGGCUGGAGCCCUGAGGAGGAAUUGUCAGGGUCCUGGCCUCUGCACACACACACACACACACACACACACACACACACACACACACACCAUGAUCACAGCUGCAGUUUUUGUGUUAUUACUGUAAAUCAUCAAAAUGCUGCACUUUUUAAGCCCAAGAAGGAAGAUGAAGGCAAGGCAGCAUCCCAGAGCAAGUGGGGCCUCUGAGAGCAGCAGGAAGGAAAAAUAAAACCAGUAAGAUGGAGGAGGAGGAGGAGGAG